This is a messenger RNA of Colossoma macropomum (tambaqui), 2441 nucleotides long. It is a transcript of the gene gja13.1, whose product is annotated as gap junction protein alpha 13.2. Bases 203 to 1072 code for a protein of 289 amino acids. The transcript is spliced from 2 exons. Lineage: Eukaryota; Metazoa; Chordata; Actinopteri; Characiformes; Serrasalmidae. Gene Ontology annotation, cellular component: connexin complex. Gene Ontology annotation, biological process: cell communication. The record is from RefSeq and is a predicted model, not a curated record.
CGGUGCCAUUUGCUGAUCUUCAGACAACGUGACAGUUUGCCACUUUGAAAAAUUUAUUGCACAACCUCUGAAGGCCAAAAACUCAAGGUUCAACCACAGUUAGCUAUCACUUGGUUUCUGGAACAGUUUUCAUAAGGAAGGAUAGAUCUUUGUGGUGGCGGUGAGUAAGAAAACACAUUAUCAACCCUGAGCACCAACGAGAAUGGGAGAUUGGGGCUUUCUCUCAACUUUACUGGACAAGGUGCAGUCCCACUCUACUGUCAUUGGCAAGAUAUGGAUGAGCGUCCUCUUCAUCUUCAGGAUCCUCGUCCUGGGAGCAGGAGCGGAGAGCGUAUGGGGUGAUGAGCAAUCGAAUUUGGUCUGCAAUACGAUGCAACCUGGUUGCGAGAAUGUGUGCUAUGACUGGAAGUUUCCCAUCUCCCACAUUCGCUUCUGGGUCAUGCAGAUCAUCUUCGUUUCCACGCCAACCCUGGUCUACCUGGGCCACGCGUUCCUUGUCAUCCACAAAGAGAACAAGCUGCGAGAGAAGAUAAAAAGACAGCGCGACAACAAAAUGCUCAAGAUGCCCAAAUACACAGAUGACAAGGGCCACGUCAGGAUCAGGGGGAACCUUCUAGGAAGCUAUCUCACCCAGCUUUUCUUUAAGAUCAUCUUAGAGCUGGCUUUCAUUGUGGGACAGUAUUAUUUGUACGGCUUCGUCAUGAUCCCUGAGUUUGCUUGCUCUAAAAAUCCAUGCCCCUACACCGUAGAGUGCUUCAUGUCUCGUCCCACGGAGAAGACCAUCUUCAUCAUCUUCAUGCUGGUGGUGGCCUGUGUGUCUCUACUGCUGAACAUCAUAGAGGUUUUCUACUUGAUUUGCACCAGGGUUAGAUGUCGUUCUGGAAAGCGACGCGUGCUCAACACCACGUCGGCCGAAAACCCAGCCACCCUGUCCACUUCGUGGCAGAACAGACUGGGGGCUGAGGAUCCUCUGAAGCAAAACAAGCUGAACAUGCAGUAUGAGAGUGGACAGAGUGUCUCUGUGAGCCUGGACGGAGCAAAGGAGGACAAACAUCUGUUACAGGACCAUUAGAUUUAGUGACAAAUUUGCUCCUGGUCAAACUUCAUGUUUUGUUGAAAUGAAAAUAAGUAGACAUCCCCUACAGAGUACACACUAAUUAACCCGUCCACUGUAGAUGCUUUGUAGAUGCUCAGUCUAUCUUUAACUAACCUUCAACUAAAUACCUAUUAAAUGAAACUGAACUUGAAGUUGUGUGUGAAAGAUUCUAUUAAAUCUACCACAAACCCUAACUCCAACCUCAAGACAAAACCUACACCUACUCCUAGACCUAACCCUAACCUUAAUGCUGCUGAUAAUCAACUAUCACCAGAAGGUUUGUUAAUAAGUAUCUGUAGAUCAUCUAUAGGGGACCAUCCGAACAAAGCGUGACCACAGUUACUGCUUGUUUGCUGAAUGUAACAUACUGUAAAAAAUAAAACCUGUGCAAAAGUUUCAUGUUUAUUUCAUAAUAUGUAAACUAAAUUUGCAGAAAAAUGCCACAGAAGUGUGUUCUCUGUAGAGAUUGUGUUAAAUUCUUACACUUAUAAUAUCCACAAAAUGUCAUUUGACUGGGGAUACUUAGACAUUUGCAUGCGACUAUGACUUUUCUGAGAAAACGUUAUUUUUACAUGUGUGGUUCAAAUACAAUAGGGUCCAGGAGAAGUUAGUUAGGAGAACUUAACUAAGUUAAGUUAAUUCAAGCCAAGAAACUACUUUGUAUUAAGUUGACCUGACUUCACAUUUUUACAGCACAUAUUUCAGAGGUCUUUUGAGAAAAAUCACCAGAUUUUGACUCCAUCCAGAAACAUUUAAGAAGAGAAAAGGCCAAAUGGGCUGCUGUGAACGAGAGAUGGACUAACAAGGAUUCUUCAGCUCUGUAGAAACUUGAGUAAUUGAUGGCAGGCAGAAUUCAAACUGGGAUUAAGGCAAACUGGACACUUUGACUUUCAGUCAAUUAUAGUGAAGAAUGGUUUUGUUAGAGAGAUGUAACUCAGAUUAUAUGUUUUUCAGAACUGAUAAAAUAGUGCUUGGUGUGGAACUCACUGUUUAUGACGUUUAAUAGAACAAUAGACUAUCAUACAUUAAUCUGCUAGUGCUGUAUGAUACAGACAUAUGUCUAGAAAAGAAUUUGAUUUGAAAUAGUGUUUUAUUGUUUGUUCAUGAAUCAUGUUUUAUGCAUUGUGGUAAUUUAUGCAUUAUUAUAGCGGCACGUGUAUUGGUGAGUCUUUGUUACCUUUAUUUGUCUUUUUUAGCUACUGUGUGUAUUCGCUGGAACAUAACUUAUAGAGAAGUAUUUGUUGGCUCCAAAGUAUUUCAGUAUUCUUUAGUAUGAAUGUUGCUCACAUAUAAGACUGUAGUGUAUGAUCUCUUCAUCUGAAUAAAGCCUUUUAAAACAUUGUAA